AUGAAUAGACCUUGCAUUUAUGCAAUAUUACAUUGGGCAACAGUAUGUCUUGUUUUGCUGCUAAUUCCUGGCUUAAUUUGGGGUGGAAUUGGUGCACUUUCAUAUCUUCGACAUCGGAAUGCACGAAAUAACUAUGUCAGUACAGCAUGUCAAGUGGUAAAUUAUGCCCAACUAGAACAUUACUGCGUUGAUUGUACUCUAUUUCAUUGCACAACUCAUCGAUGCUUCGACGAACAAAUACUCGUGACAUAUGUUGUUAAUAAUAAAUCUUACGAGUCGUAUGUAAUUACAAAAGAAAGUCGGAUUGCAAGACGUAAGAAGUUACAAAAAGGCGUCGAUCAUGAUUGUUAUUAUCAUAAGAAAGAUGUUGGAUUGGCCAUCUUUGAUCUUCCUGAUCAUGAAUCGCCCCUCAUCGUCAUGUACAUCAUCACUGGAACUAUUUGUCUACUCAUUUUCGUUAUUAUUACAACUUUCCUUUAUGUUCAAAUUCAAGCUUUUACUACACGCAAUCAUGGCGGAAAAAAACAGGCUAGAGUGGAUGAAGAAGACCUUUUAUAUUGUAGUUGA
Molecule: messenger RNA, 567 nt
Organism: Adineta ricciae
Lineage: Eukaryota; Metazoa; Rotifera; Eurotatoria; Adinetida; Adinetidae
Source: the annotation of a GenBank genome assembly